This is a messenger RNA of Magnusiomyces paraingens, 864 nucleotides long. RefSeq lists its product as uncharacterized. Bases 1 to 864 code for a protein of 287 amino acids. The transcript has 2 exons. NCBI's taxonomy places the organism in Eukaryota, Fungi, Ascomycota, Dipodascomycetes, Dipodascales, Dipodascaceae. The record is from RefSeq and is a predicted model, not a curated record.
AUGACCUCGCCGCUCACAAUCACGAGCAUUGACGCAGACCCACUCCCCACAGAAUUCGUUUCUCUGGCAGAGUACCGUUCGUCAACCCCAGCCUCCUUUGCACUCGAAGAAUCGCCAGUUCUCUACUACGUUGCCGACAAUUUGCCUCUCGAGGCCCCGCAUCUUGACCAGCUGCUACGUUGUGCAGGGUCAAAUGCCACAGAAGAUGUUUUGACACGCGUCAAAAGUGCAUGUGAAAGUGGCAGCCACCAAAUUCUGGCCAAUGUGAAAAUCUCGUCUUCCCGCUUCUUCUUAUGGCUCCCAGAAUAUAACCAAGGUGUCGCUAUACCAUACACCUCAAUAACACUCCACGGAAUUACUCGCGUUUCUGUUCUUUAUCUCCAGCUCUCACUCCCUGACCCAUUCCCAUUUCUUGAGCUUUGGCUAGCCACGCCCACUGCUCCUGCCGCCCAUUCCAUGUACGAGUCCUUGAACGCGUGUGCCAAUCUCCACGCCGAUCCUCCUUCACCUUCAUCUUCUUCGCCCAUAACCUCUGCCUACGAUGACUUGGACAUGACCCAGCCGCGGGCCUUUGAUUUGUCUGACUUUGGUACCGAUGCAGACGUCGACGUAGAGCUAGAUGGAUACGUAGUCGCAAGAACAACCGGCACUGCAGAUGACCUGGACGGAGCCCUGGGUGGCGCUGGGGAGGCCGGACUUGAAAUUAGUUUCCAGGAAGAAGAAGAUUCUGUGGCACGGGCAGGCACACGGCGUGCGCGCGAGGACGAGGACGAAGAUGAGGAUGGCGUACGGGUAUGCGGGGUCGGUGAACGACCAGUAGAUUCUGCAACGGAAGGUACUGGCAAGUGGCGACGCGUUUCGUGA